Bactrocera oleae (olive fruit fly) is the source of this 5260-nucleotide messenger RNA. RefSeq names its product PDZ domain-containing protein sprite (gene sprt). Lineage: Eukaryota; Metazoa; Arthropoda; Insecta; Diptera; Tephritidae. The record is from RefSeq and is a predicted model, not a curated record. Gene Ontology annotation, molecular function: protein binding.
UUUAAAACUCCAAUUCAAAUGUUUUAACAUAAAAAUUUCGAAUUUAAGCAAUUUAAGUAAAUAAAAAUAUGCACAUCUUAGGUUAUGAAAUAUGAGUUUAUACACAAAAAUUGUAUAUUAAUUUUGCACAGACUGAAACUUCAACUCGCGACUCCCAGAAUUUGAGUAUUCGAAAUUCUCAAAACCCACUAUUAUCGAAUAUACGUAGCUCAACAACACGUUCCCUUCAGUGCAUUGCGUGUUGUAAACACAAAACCAGCCGUAGCUAAGUCAACACAUCUUCAAUUCCGAGCCACCACCAGCGCCACUUCUACCACCAAAGCACCGACCAACGAUCGCCCAACCAACUCCACAAACGUUAAACAGUGGUGACGAACCAUACAACACAAGUGCCGCGAAGCAACCAAGAGCAGCUCAAUUUCAAUAGCUGGCAUUCAGUACGAAUUAAGCCGCCAAACGAAGUGAAUCGUUCGAAACGACGUAACGCUGUGUACCUGUGAAGAUAGAAAUUACGAAUUUGUUACAACGUCAUCCUCGCAUCGAACUGCAGCACAAUACGAAGCGCGAGUACAACCCUGUGAAAUAGUGGAGGACGCUGAUUUUAAAUUGAAGUGCGUGCAGUGUUUAUGAAGAGAAGGGUCGGCGCUGUGAGUUUUGUGCGCAUGUGCAAUUGAUGACAAGCGAAAGAGAGGAAAUUUACGUUUUCUAAAACACAAACGAAGUGAAACACAAAUAAAAGCAUAUAAGGCAUACAAAAACAAAAUAAACAAAAAAUAAUUUGUUUCCUUCAGAUUUUUCGUCCCAGAGCACAAGACCAAAUUAACUUGACGUUUGUUUACAUUUUUUAGUUACUCAAGUGUAGUUGGAUUUCCUGUUUGUUGUCAUGUCGUUUCGGAGGUGAAUUAGAACGUAAAGAAUAAUAGAUUUGAAAAAUUCCUACAGUUGAAAGUCAAAACCGGCUUCGUUGAAGUUGAAAAAUAAAUUUAAAAAAAACCAAUAAAAGAAAUUUAGAGAAAAUUGUGUGCUGAUAAUUGGGACGCAAGUGUGUCUAGUGAAAUGUAAAAAACCCACUGAAAUAUGCUUUAAAAAGAUAUACACAUUAUUGAAAAAAUUUAAAAAAAAAUAAUAAAAAAUAAAAGCAAAAAAUUCGAAAAUAAAUAUUGACAACGAACACUCCAAAUGUUCGACGCGUUAACGGUAAACAACAGUAAAGGCUAUUAUACACAAUUUUCAAGCGCCUAACUAAAGUUGUGUUGACUUUUCACUAUUUCAACGCUCAGCAUUAAAGCGUUAAAUUUACGGUUUUUGCCAAAUACUAUUUCGAAAUUAGUUUUUUGCUGCGGCAUACGGAUUGUCAACUGAUCGUAGACCGGCGACGUUGCGCUGCAGUUGAUUUUGUUUUUCUGGCGACAAGUGAUUUGAUUUGCUGGUGUUGACAGUUGAAAGUGAUUUAUCGAAAUUUUUAAGUUAAUGUCAAUACUACUGAUUGCUGGAUUUUGCAAUUUGGAAAGUGUGGCAAUACUGUUAGUUUGAGUGUGAAAUCAAAAAAUAUUUUUUAACGGUGGAAAUAAUAAUUUGAUUUAUGCUGGGUAUUUCGAAAGUAGAACAAUUGGUUUAUUAAGCUUAUUUGUUUUUGUUAUGUUUGAAUACAAAACUUGUGAACAUUAACGACUGUACUCGAUAACAAAUAUGGAUGCUGGCAGUGUGGCUAGUGAACCGAUUUCGGCGCAUCAUCGCGCAUUUGCGAAACAAAAAUCCGCUUCAAUGACAAUUCUAAAUCAUCGUUCCAAUAAAUACAGUACACACAACGAUAAAAAAAAUGUCGACACGAAAAUGUCCGAUGCCGAGGCAAACCUUAUUAAUAGCGCACAAACGCAAGCCGCCACGACGGGUCGACGACGCAAAGUCUCCUCGUUGGGCGGCACACUUUCCGCGCGUUCGUGUCGCAGCGAAACGAAAGAGCUACGCUCGGCGCUGCAAGAUCGCGAGGCUGUUAUACAAAAUCUACGCAUACAAUUGUGUUUGGGCAAAUUGCCACGCCCUACUGGACCACCACUCGAUGACAGCGAAAAGCCGGCAGCAGAGCAAAAACUACAGAGAUUGAAAGCCGAAGCGGAGAAUAAGAAAAUCAAAAUCAAGAAUUUGAAAAGUGCGCUGGAGAAACUGGAUAUUACAGAUAAUAUCGAUAUACGCAUACGGCAGGCGGAAUUGGAGUAUGCACUGGGGCGUGAGGAAUUGCAGAUGCUAUCGAUUGUGGAGGAGGCGCGAGCUUUGCAAGCGCGCUUAGAGAAAUCAAAGCCGGAAUUACAAACCAUUUAUAACAUUCUCAAUUCCGGCGCCACGCUAAGCUUACACGCUGUGCAUGCGACCACGGGACGCUGGGCCGCGCACACCAAGUCCGAUCAGCCCGGUUUCUAUGUCGAAUGGGCGCUCGAAGGUGAUGGACUCUACAAAGGUGAUCGCAUACUCGAGGUCAAUGGCAAGAUGAUCGCCUGUCGCACCAAGGAAGAACUGCAGAAAGUCAUCGGCAAUUCAGGGAAAUGUCAAAUUGUGGUUCUGCGCAAGAAAUGUGCGCCAAUACCACAAAAACAGUUAGAUCAGGAGAAACAGAACAAUAUGCGCCUACAGCAUCGUAUCUCCUAUCUCGAGGAGCAAGUGCGUGAAUUACAAUCGGCGAAAGAGCAGCCACAACCGCAACAGCCACAAGCUAUGCCACAAACACCACAAAACCAAACGACGGCGGCGCAUAUAAAUAACGGUACGAAUAGCCAUGUGACUAGCAUCAGCAUAUCGUCACCACCCUCGACACCGCCCGACAAUAAACCGUUAAUUUUCCAACGUGGCAACUAUAUUACAACACUAGUUGGUGGCAAACCAAUUGAAUUGAUCGGUGAGAAUAAUACCCAAAAUGCUUUGAGCAAAAGUAACUCUGUGGCGCAUGUCACUAAAACACUGAUCAAGGAGAAUACACAACUGGAUCUACAUCAAGAGCGUACACCACGUGCAUCCGCACCACCGGCCUAUACCUGCAUGCCACCGAAAUCCUUGUCCGCCUCCAAGAUCUCGAUCAACAGCGACUCUGCGUACAUGCAACACACCCAUUAUCGACGCAGUGAGAAGGAGCGACAUGCGCGCGAACGUGAGCGUGAGCGUUACGAGCGUUCGACAAGCAAGGCGAGCGCGUUACAGCAUCGCGCGAAUAUGCAUGCGCGCAGCGUGGAACAUUUGAAUCACUAUAAUGGCAUGGAACGUCGUCGCGAUUGUUCUGCCACAGCGAAUACGCACUCACAUGUGCCAGCCGAUAUGCGCAGUGUCAAAUCGCUGGAUUUCGACAGUGAUAACGAGUCCAAACCUAUUAGCGAUACUAUUUCAGAAGUGCGCGCUGUUCGACCCACACCACCGAAGAAACCGUUGCGUUUAUCGCUGCAACGCGCGCAAAGUCUGCAAACUGUCGAAUUGUCCCCCAACUGCGAUGCGGAACGAAAGCGUCCCAUGAAACGGGCGCACAUCAACGAUAAGUCGCCAGGUGAACGCGAGGCUACGAUACUCUUUGAGAAUUGUAGCCCCCUACAAACGGCGUCGUUGGGUAGGCCGCGUGCGAACAUAUGAAAAUUGCUGAAUGUUCUCUUUAAGCGCAACGAAGAGACACAUUACUAGUGAGGGGGUAAGGGGGGAGGCUUAUUUAAUUUAUAAGCCAAAUAGCUAUCGAAAAAUAAUCAUGAAAUUAUUUUAGGCGGACGCGUGCAAGAUUUAUAUUAGUUUUUAAAAGAAAAAAUUGUUUACCAAAUAUUUAAAAAUAUUGCAAUGUUUAGAAUUAAGUACUUAGGGAAGUUAGGGUAUGCUAAAUUUUAUAAAUGCUUUACUUAAUCAUAUAUAAGUAUAUAAUAUAUGCAAAUAUUUAUUAACUAAUUCGCAAUAAUAUGUAUUUUGAACUCAAUUAAAUUGUACAAAUAAUGUUUUUAGCACAUUUCGUAAUAACAAAAUAAUUUUAAAUGUAAAUACACAAUAAAAUCACAAACAAAAAUUAUAAUACUAAUUUUAUUAAUAAUUAAUUUUAUUAAUAUUUUUAUCUAUGCAGGUAAUACUUUAAAGCCCACGAAGCCUAAAGCAGUAUAAACAACGGAAAAAUGUUAUCUAUAUAUUUUGCAAGCAACUUCGCUGCAAUUUGGAAUACUUUAAGAAAUUUGCGUUGCAUUGCACGUUUCGCACAUUUUACAAUGUUCUUCGCUACGCGCCCGUGGCAUUUAAUUUACACUUGGUCAUAAACACGCACUCAUUAUUUUCUAUCAAUCCCGCAUAUUUACAUAAAUACAGGGUGUGUCAUAUUCCAAGUCGAUAAGUAUAUAUUGAAGUAUAGUUUAAUUUUAACUAUGAAUUUCGUCACUCAAUGCAGUCGAUUGAAGCUGUCGGAGAGAACGUUGCCCAUAUUCUAUUACAAUCAAUUUUGAAACGCGUUUCGGAACAAUAUUUAAAAUAGGUUUCCAUAUAAAACGAAACUUGAAAAAACGUUAACUUCGGUUGCACCGAAGCUAGUAUACUCUUCACAAAUUAAAAAGUUUCCAAAGAACUUGAUUUUGAUUGGUCUAUUUGCUUAGCAGCUAUAAGCUAUAGUGGUUCAAUCUGAACCAUUUCUUUCAGAGAUUGUAGCGUUGCCUCUGCCAAUAGUCUAUGCCAAAUUUCAUAAAAAUAACUCGUCAAAUAAAAGAGUUUUUCAUACAAGAGCUUUAUUUUGAUCGUUCAGUAUGUGUGACAGCUACAUGCUAUAGUGGGCCGAUAUUGGUGGCUUCGACAAGUGAGCAGCUUAUUGGGGAAGAAAUAACGUCUGUGAAAUGUCAGAUCGAUAUCUCAAAAAUUGAGAGACUAGUUCGCAUAUAUACAGACAGAUGGGCAUGGCUAAAUCGAUCAUCAUUUAUACUGCUCAUUUAUAUGGAUAUUUUAUAAGAAGUUUCCUUCAAAGUGUUACAAGCUUAGUAGCAAUCUAAAUAUACCCCAUUCAGAGUACAAAAACUAUUGCAGACCGAUCGUCGAUUGUCGUUUGAAAUAUUUUAAAGCUGUCGCGUACGUUGUCAAAGAGACUGACUGGAUAGACCCAGAUAGCGAGAUUUGUGUCUCCUGUCUUCGUUUGGUGAGAUUAUUUGAAAAGCAAAGUGUACGCCCAUAACGCUCGAUCGAUAUACCACUCAAGAUGUUGUAAUGGAAAAACCCAAAAAAAAGUUUUUUUUUACCAUGAAAAAAACUUUCAAUUGAUGAAUACUGUAUU